This is a messenger RNA of Larimichthys crocea (large yellow croaker), 2392 nucleotides long. RefSeq names its product solute carrier family 31 member 2 (gene slc31a2). Bases 437 to 892 code for a protein of 151 amino acids. Gene Ontology annotation, molecular function: copper ion transmembrane transporter activity. Gene Ontology annotation, cellular component: membrane. NCBI's taxonomy places the organism in Eukaryota, Metazoa, Chordata, Actinopteri, Sciaenidae. Gene Ontology annotation, biological process: copper ion transmembrane transport. The record is from RefSeq and is a predicted model, not a curated record. The transcript has 5 exons.
CAUGCGUCAAAUCUCGAAAAGCGUCCGUCAGCUGUUUUCCUCUGCUAGUCUUAGCCAGCUGAUGUUUGUGACGCAAACAUUUGUCCGUCGGUUCGCAGAAGACUCGUAUAGGACGUUUUCGAUUAUAUAGUCGCAGUGUGUGUGUGUGGGGGGGUCUUUUUUUCAGUAGCUGAAAAACUCCAUUAACCGUCAGCCCCUUUGUUCCGCCCCUGGAGUCAUGCGCUGACUUGAGUGUGUUGCACAGGAGCAGGCACACUGUGCUGCAUUUGAGAAAUGUCUCGGACCUGACUGAGCUCGAGCAAGUGGGGGACUGGAGUGUACUGAACCUGUGGCGUUAGCCUCCGCUCGGCAACUUCACCAUGAUGUCUACUUUGUUUAGGCGAUAACUAGGGAUGGCAAUCAAGAACCAGUUCUAGCUGAGAACUGAGACAGCAGGAUGACAUUUGAGGCAUCAAGCAGCGUGACACUGCUGUUUGACUUUUGGGAUGUGCACGGGCCUGCAGGGAUGGUGUUGUCUGUGUUUGUAGUCUUUCUGCUGACGGUCUUCUACGAGCUGCUCAAAGUGUGGAGAGUGUGGCUGGGGAGCAAAUCUAGGCUAGCCCAGCCUCAGUCUCUUUACAGCCCCCCUCAGUCCCAAUGCAGCAAUCCCGUACUGGUCAGCACCCCCUCUGAGUCCUCGCUGACCCCCAUACAGCCAGAACAUCUUGUUCCACGCACGAGUAACAGCUGGUUGCUGCAUGGUAUCCAGACACUCCUCCACAUGCUGCAGGUGACUUUGGGCUACAUACUGAUGUUGUGCGUCAUGUCCUACAACACCUGGAUCUUCAUUGGGGUCAUCGUGGGUUCAGUCCUUGGUUAUUUCAUCUCAUUCCCUCUUUUGGGUCGCAUCUGAUGCUAUGGACAGAUCAGACAGAGGACAGCUUUUUUCCGCUUUUUGUCUCCCAGUGAGGUAAAAGGAUGGCAUGCUGUGGGUACUAAAUGGAAAGCCACUUGAUUGACUAGUUUCUGAGGGUCAUUCUCUUCUGGGCACAGGUAGUAUUUAUGUAAACUGGCAUAAACCCUUCACAAAUACUAACAGUGAUUAGUAUUUGUGAAGGUUUUAGACAAAUUGUUAUUUCUGUUCUGUUCAUAUCUGGCCCCAGGACUCAGGUGACAAAAGGGAAGAUGUGUAGAGGUGAUUCUUUUGUGUUAAAGGGACUCAACAUUGUCUUUAUGAAGUGUUGCUUACUCAUCAUCUCAAACUUCUAAGUCACACAUGUGAAAAAUUGAUUUUAGUGUCCAUGGUGGUGGAGUGUUGCUUGCUUAAACUUUUCUCUUUUUGUAAUUUAUCUUAAAACACACACUAAUUUUAAAGAGGAGCAAUGCGUUUGAAACAUCUGCAGCAGAGGUACAACAGAACUCAUUGUGGCGUAUUAUAAAUCACCCGACUAACUGUUACAGCCACUACACAGUUCAUUGUACAGAGUGUUAUGACACUAAGGAGAGCUCGGGCUAUGCUACUGUGAAAGUGAAAAAUACUACUGAAGACCUGAGUGGAACCAGCAACAUUUAAAGUAUCAAGUCUUUUUUUUUUUUCUUUCUUUCUUUGCAGUGCUUUUUGGAGUGAAUUCAAAAACUCACUCAGACACUUGGAACUGAGAUUUACAGUCAGAGGUCACAAGAUGCUACUCAGAUUCAGGAACUGGAUCAUGUGAUUGCAGCUUGUAAACUUGAGUGUCAUCUUGGUUUAUUAACAGCAUUUUCACGUGGAUAUCAGGGGGCAGUGAAAGUUGAUCAUGUAGGACUGUGACAAUGAUUGACGAACCACAAACCUACAAAGAAAAAACACUGAGUGCCUUGCAACUGACAUUUCAGAUGUGUUUUCUAUUCUCCUCUGACAAUAGAAACAUAUUCAGAUAAUGUCUGAUAACUUGAGGUGGUUUACUGAUUUUUCACAAUAGAAAUCUUUUAAGAAAUUGGUUGACAAAAAUAAAGAAUACCAUUGAUGAAAUACUUUUAUUCAUCCAUAUUUGUUUAUAUAUAUCUCAGUGAGACAAAAGCACUUAGGAUACAAGUUGAGCUGCAACCAAACAGACGGUUUUGUAAUAAAUAAACAGGAGAUGGCGACCGUCAGCGGUUCUCCAUUGGAAGUAAUGGUUAUGAAUCUCAAGACAGCAAACUCAAAAUGCACUUGGAAACAGUGACAAUAGAUGAUUUCACAACAGGACACUGACAGCUUGGGCUGUUUAUAUAGAAGUGAAACAGACUCACCCAGUGUGUGUACAUGUGAUGCUAACAACAAAAGAAUGUGGUAACAAAGGUUUUAAACAGUUCCCUCAAGGAAAGUGAUAUGAUAUGCAACGAGGGCUGUCAUUUGGUACUAAUUAUAAUAAAAACAGAAUAAAAUAUGAAA